Messenger RNA from Zootermopsis nevadensis, 1736 nucleotides. RefSeq names its product estradiol 17-beta-dehydrogenase 8. The record is from RefSeq and is a predicted model, not a curated record. Gene Ontology annotation, molecular function: quinone binding; oxidoreductase activity, acting on the CH-OH group of donors, NAD or NADP as acceptor. Gene Ontology annotation, biological process: fatty acid biosynthetic process. NCBI's taxonomy places the organism in Eukaryota, Metazoa, Arthropoda, Insecta, Blattodea, Termopsidae.
UCAGCAUGCCCCAUUACAAGAUUGUAAUAUUACAUACAUUAAUGUAUAACACGUUAACAGAUUGCACAAUUGUAAUAUCGUGAUUCAUUGCCACGGACGAUUUCUGUUUUUAAUACAAAUAGCUUUAAUGUCUACCUUUAAACCUAAAGACUAUGGAAGACUGUUAAUCCAGCGUGCCGAUAACGGCUAGUCAAAGUCUAAGUUCAUAUUUGAUGAAGACAGCAAUUUCUGAAAUUUCAAGCCAGCAUUCAAACGAAAUCAGACAUGUGUGGAGGAAUAGUGGCAGGGAAGAUUGCUUUUGUUACAGGCGCCGGCAGUGGGAUUGGUCGUGCUGUGUGUCAAGUACUGUCUAGGGAAGGAGCAAAGGUCAUUGCUGCAGAUCAGAAUGCGAUAGCAGCUCAAGAAACAAAAGGCCUCAUCUCAGGUGUUAGGUGUAAUGACCACAUUUCUGUCAGUGUUGAUGUGUCCAUAGCAGAAAGUGUUGACAUGGCUAUCAGUGAUGCCAUCAGACAUUAUUCUAAGCCUCCAUCAGUGGUAGUAAAUUCUGCAGGAAUUACUUUGGAUAACUUCCUUCUUAAGAUGGAUGAAAAGUGGUUUCAGAAAGUUAUAGAUGUCAAUUUGAAGGGUACUUUCCUGGUGGUUCAAGCUGCAGUGAAAGCUAUGAUAGAUGCAAAGGUAUAUGGAGGUUCUGUUAUAAAUAUAGCAAGCAUUGUUGGGAAAACUGGCAACAUUGGUCAGUGUAACUAUUCUGCAAGCAAAGCUGGUGUAGAAGCUUUUACCAAGACAGCCGCCAAGGAGUUUGGACAAUUUGGUAUCCGAUGCAAUGCUGUAGUGCCUGGCUUCAUCAAGAGCCCAAUGACUGACAGUGUCCCAGAAAAAGUAAUACAGAAAAUAAUCCCAUUCAUAGCAGUGGGCCGUAUGGGCAAGCCAGAAGAAGUAGCUGAAGUCAUCGCCUUUCUGGCUUCAGACAGAAGUUCAUAUGUGAAUGGAGCAUCUAUUGAAGUUACUGGAGGGUAAUAAAUCUUCAGGUUUUGUGCCCAUUUGAAAUAGGAUUAUGAGUAUUCUGAAAUAAUUGCACAGUGAAGCCCAACUUGUGCUACACUGCAACUACCGAUGCAACAGAUGUGCUUCCUAAUGAUUUUGUAAGUGUGUGACAAUGGUUGGUUUUUAUACCACAGUGAUGUUGGGAGUUAUUUUAUAAUUUAAAUCCAUUCACUGUUAUCAAAUUAUAUAUAGCUUAAUUUUAAUAAACCAUCAAACAUGAUUGUUCACUUAUUCUUGUACAUCAUGUUGUUUCUUCAUAUUUCUUGUAUUAUUUAAAUUACAUAGACAGCUUUUAAUUUUAUUUUCCAUAAGAAAUUGUUGUUUUUUCUUACAUCUUUUCAGUGUCUUAACUGAUCAGCCUGGUAAUUUCCCCAUAUAAAGCAUUAAUGUGUUCUAUGUUGUGUCCUUAAAUUUAGAAUGAGAUUGCCUUAAUGUAUAUUGGACCCUCUGUUACAAUAUAUAUUGUGCCUGAAGCUGCGUUUCCUUUCAACUGAUUUUCUCAGUUUGAGACCACAUCAGGAGUUGGACAUGGAAGUGUGUUAUUACCAAUGUUGUUUAAUGUUAUAAGAAAAUGUAUUUGUGUGCAUACACACACAGAUGCAUAUAAACAUACAUAUAUAUUUUGUUAAGAAGCAUACUGUCAUAUCAGUAAUAAAAAUGUAUAUGACAAUAAACACAGUUAACUCCGAUCA